This is a messenger RNA of Dictyostelium purpureum, 733 nucleotides long. RefSeq lists its product as uncharacterized. Bases 24 to 566 code for a protein of 180 amino acids. NCBI's taxonomy places the organism in Eukaryota, Evosea, Eumycetozoa, Dictyosteliales, Dictyosteliaceae. The transcript has a single exon. The record is from RefSeq and is a predicted model, not a curated record.
CUUAUUUAUAAUUAACUAAAAAAAUGGAAGCCCAGUUUAAUUCCUGUCAAGAAUAUUUAGAACAAUAUAAGAAUGAUUUAAAUAGCAAUAGUUUGGAAAUAGAUUUUAUCAGUAAUUUGAAAAUUUUAGAAUUUAGAAAAGGUUUUAUCAAAUUUUCGUUUCAAGUAAAAAAAGAGACACCAUGUAAAAUAAUUUUUUCAAGAGUUUCCAAUUAUUUCGGGAUAAUAAAUUACAUUGAUGUAUUUGGCAAUAGAAAUAUUAACAAAGUAAACUAUAGUAUCAAUAGUUAUUUGGAGGGCAAAACAUUCAAGGUUGGGGAACUAUUAAUAGUAAACUGCGAAAUUGAAAAGGUCACAAAUUCUUUAAUAUUCCAAAGAGUAAUAUUUGAAAAAUCACUAAACACAAAAAACAUCAGUAAUGAAAUCAAUGAAACUAUUGCAAAUACUCAAAUUAUCUUUAAAAAAGCCCAAGUUUCAAACAAUGGCCCAGGGGGUAUGAGAGAAAAGAAACUAAUGGAGAAGAGUGAAAUAUUUAACAAAUACAUUAUUAAACCAAGUAAACUAUAACAAAUCAAUCAGAAUAAAAAUUAUUAUUAUUAUUUUAUUUUUUUAUUUCAAUUAUUUCUCAAUUUAUCUAUAAAUUAACAUUUUAUAGUAAUUUUAAACACAAAUAAAUAAAAAAAUAAAAAUUAAAUAAAAUUUAAAAAAUUAAAAAAAAUUAAAAAUUAAAAAAA